AUGAUGUACAAGACGAAACGUCGAACCCGAGAUCUGGACCAGAUUCUGCGGGACGACAUGAACACGUCGCAGUCGAUCAAGGCUCUGCACAACCAGGAGUACGACGAGGAGAAGCCCGGACUGGCGCAGUUCUACUGUAUUCCGUGCGCUCGGUAUUUCGAAACCGAGUUUGCCAAACAGACACACAUCCGGGGCAAGGUGCACAAACGACGGCUCAAGGAGAUCCGCGAGGUGCCAUACACCCAGGAGGAGGCCAAUAUGGCUGCUGGAAACAAUGUGGCGCGAUACCUGGCUCGAAAUGAUGUUGAUAAGAAGCGUCUGGAUGAGGAGGAGGUGACCACCAUGUUGACAGAUCGUGGCAGUCUUGAGGAGGUGGAGCAGGCCAAGGCGGCAAGCAGUUUUGCUCGUGAGCAGGAGGCGUUGCGAAUCGCCCGAGAAAAGGAGGCCGAGGAGGAGGACAAAGGGGUGAUUCCCGAGACCAAGGAUGAGGAUAUGGCUUAG
Molecule: messenger RNA, 501 nt
Organism: Yarrowia lipolytica CLIB122
Lineage: Eukaryota; Fungi; Ascomycota; Dipodascomycetes; Dipodascales
Molecular function (GO): zinc ion binding; nucleic acid binding
Source: RefSeq, a predicted model, not a curated record